This is a messenger RNA of Erigeron canadensis, 1777 nucleotides long. RefSeq names its product casein kinase 1-like protein 2. Gene Ontology annotation, cellular component: nucleus; cytoplasm. The coding region runs from base 192 to 1544 and encodes 450 amino acids. Lineage: Eukaryota; Viridiplantae; Streptophyta; Magnoliopsida; Asterales; Asteraceae. The record is from RefSeq and is a predicted model, not a curated record. Gene Ontology annotation, molecular function: ATP binding; protein serine/threonine kinase activity. Gene Ontology annotation, biological process: endocytosis; signal transduction; peptidyl-serine phosphorylation. The transcript is spliced from 14 exons.
CCGGUAGUUAGAAAACGAUACUUGUGCUACUCUCUCUCUUUCUUUCUCAUUUUAAUCCUUUUCCAAAUUUCCUUCAAACCCAUUUCACUCUUGACAAUUUUCUAUCAUACCCAUUUUUCAAAAUUGUAUCUUUUUUUUUUUGGUAAAGAAAAUUGUAUCUUUUUCAUUUUUUUAAUAAAAAGAUUAUAUAUAUGGAACCUCGUGUUGGUAAUAAAUUUCGUUUAGGUCGGAAAAUUGGCAGUGGAUCCUUUGGUGAGAUCUAUUUAGGUACUAAUGUUCAGACGAAUGAAGAAGUUGCAAUUAAGCUUGAAAAUGUCAAGACAAAACAUCCACAACUACUGUAUGAGUCCAAGUUGUACAGAAUUCUACAGGGAGGAACUGGUAUUCCAAACGUGAGAUGGUUUGGCGUGGAGGGAGAUUAUAAUGUUCUGGUGAUGGAUUUGCUUGGGCCCAGUCUUGAAGAUUUGUUCAAUUUCUGCAGCAGGAAACUCUCCCUGAAAACAGUUCUAAUGCUUGCAGAUCAAAUGAUCAAUCGAAUUGAAUUUGUUCAUUCCAAAUCAUUUCUACAUCGUGAUAUUAAGCCAGACAAUUUUCUAAUGGGUUUGGGACGCCGUGCAAAUCAGGUUUACAUUAUUGACUUUGGUCUAGUCAAGAAAUACAGGGAUACUACAACUCACCAGCACAUUCCAUACAGGGAGAACAAAAACUUGACUGGGACUGCUAGAUAUGCAAGCAUGAAUACUCAUCUUGGGAUCGAACAAAGCAGGAGGGAUGAUUUAGAGUCUCUUGGAUAUGUUCUCAUGUAUUUCUUAAGAGGAAGCCUUCCUUGGCAAGGGCUGAAAGCCGGAAAUAAGAAACAGAAAUAUGAGAAAAUUAGCGAGAAGAAAGUUUCUACAUCAAUUGAGGCCUUGUGUCGUGGUUAUCCAACUGAGUUUGCAUCAUACUUUCAUUACUGCCGUUCACUACGGUUUGAGGACAAACCGGACUAUGCCUAUCUGAAGAGAAUAUUCCGCGACCUCUUUAUCCGUGAAGGGUUUCAGUUUGAUUACGUUUUUGAUUGGACGAUUUUGAAGUAUCAGCAGUCACAAAUUGCAGCUCCUCCUACCCGUGGUCUUGGUGUCGGUGCCGGGCCGAGUUCUGGGACCCCCCCUGUUAUUCCGAAUGGUGAUAGGCCAGGUGAGGAAAGUGGGAAACAGACUGGCUUGUCUUCACUGGACCCUUCUCGUCGGAGAAAUUCAGCACAAAUCACAAACUCUGGCAGUCUAGCUAAGGAGAAGAGUCCUGUUGCUAACGAUGCAGCAAUCAGCACGGAUGCCAUGAUGUCAAGCUCUGGGUUUGGUGGGAGAGCAAGUGGGUCGAUGAGACGAGGUAAUGAUGUGGACCCCACAGGUCGUUCACGUAUUGACGAGACCAGACAGAAAAGUUCACCACAAGCUGGAUCCUCUGAUCCUAGAAACAGGACCGUAGCUACAGCAAAGAAGUAUGAAACCACUCUCAAAGGUAUGGAGAAUCUAAAUUUUGAAGACGAAGAAAGGAUUCGUUAACUAUCCGUAAGGGACUCAGAUAUCUUGUAAAUUGUACAAUCUUUUUUCUUAAGACAAGAAAAUCACCCACCCACCCCAUAGGCCAUAGCCCAUGGUCUUCCAAAUGAGCACCUUUAAGAGGGAAGUUUCGUCUUGAUAGUACUUAAUUGUGAAUUUGUGAUAGCUGAUGACAGACAUACUGAACUGUAAAUCUGUAGCUUUUAUGAUUAAUCUCUGUUACCGUUUCUUUUUCA